This is a messenger RNA of Saprolegnia diclina VS20, 648 nucleotides long. RefSeq lists its product as hypothetical. Bases 1 to 519 code for a protein of 172 amino acids. Lineage: Eukaryota; Oomycota; Saprolegniomycetes; Saprolegniales; Saprolegniaceae. The transcript has 2 exons. The record is from RefSeq and is a predicted model, not a curated record.
AUGGCUCGUAUCCACGGAGCGCAGAUCAUCAUCAUCUACCUGCGCAACUUGAGCCUCUUCGUCGCGAUCGUGUCGCUCGUCUCGCGCAUCGUCCACUAUCUCCGCCCGUGGCGCAAGGCGACGCACGAGACCGCGGCGCUCCUCUCGCGGACAUCGCCCAUCAUCAUUCACGAAGUCACCACGUCCGAGGUGUUUGACUUGCCAGCCGACGUGCUUAGCGCUGUGGCCUCGCCGACAUUUGUUCAGCGGCAGUCAUCCUUGAUCCGCACGCAGUCCUUUCGAAGGGCGUAUGUGGCCAGCGCGCCCACGCCGGCACCCGUGGCCUUGCCGUGGCACCACCGCGCCUUGCACUACAGCAUCCGCAUUUGCAAGAAUGCGCUCGAAAACUGCGUGACGACGCUCGCGACGAUCCUCUUGACCGGCGGAAUGCUCUGUGUCUACCAGAGUCUCCAGGGCAUCGAGCCCGAAGUCGACUUUGUGACGUUUGUGCGGCAUCAGGUGCACCGCCUCAUACGCUAGCGCCCUAGUCAUACUGGCGGCGUGAAAAUCAGAGUCGUUUGCAGCAGCGUACCAACUUCGUCGUAGCGUUAAAACCAAAAACAUACUUUAAAAUGAACGAAUCCAAACACCACAUUUGAGGAAACGAUA